UCGACCCACUGACACGCCCAAAAAGUAAAAAAAGGAAAGAAAAAUGCUGAAAACACUGCACUAUAUAUCUUCCAUUUCAAUUCCUUUCCCGAUCCAAACUCACAGUUCGAUCAGAAAUGCACAAUUUUUUAUCAGAUCUAAGCUGAAUCGGAUCCAAUUUAGGUUUAAAAUUGUUUGAUUAGAUUCGGACCUCAGUGUUUAUUUCCGUGUGUGUGAUUUGGGAAUUGUAAAAUGUUGACGAAGUUUGAGACAAAGAGUAAUCGAGUUAAAGGAUUGAGUUUCCACAGUAAGAGGCCAUGGAUUUUGGCGAGUCUUCAUAGCGGCGUGAUCCAGCUCUGGGAUUACCGAAUGGGCACUCUCAUUGAUCGCUUUGACGAGCAUGAUGGUCCGGUUCGAGGCGUCCAUUUUCACAAGUCUCAGCCGCUCUUUGUCUCCGGAGGGGUUUCAUUGUUGAAUUGGUAAAUCUGCUGAUGGAUGACUUAUGGCGUGACAUUGAUUUGUAGUGCGGGUAAUACUUUCUGUUGUCCAUUAGCUAUUUUUUAGUCAUGCUGGACCAGAGAAAUUUCAAAACUUAUGAUCAUAAUGUUGUAAUAACCAUUAGGCAGUGGAUUCUAUGCUCCCAUUGUCUUUAUAAACUUUAGUAAAAGUUUGGUUUUCAUUUCUUUGCUUAUUAAUAAUUUCAUGUGGAACGAAUUGAUUGUUGAGGAGCAUACUCUCCCUUCAUGUGAACAUUCCAAUGCUUGACAAAUCAGUUAUCGUUUUUUUAUUUGAAAAUAAUCCUUUUUUUCCAAGUAAAGAAUGUUUGCAUAAUUAAGUGGGUAGAUACAUUUUUCUGGUUUAUAGCAAUGCUUGUCUUUG
Olea europaea var. sylvestris is the source of this 858-nucleotide messenger RNA. Its product is annotated as coatomer subunit alpha-2-like. Gene Ontology annotation, molecular function: protein binding. NCBI's taxonomy places the organism in Eukaryota, Viridiplantae, Streptophyta, Magnoliopsida, Lamiales, Oleaceae. Gene Ontology annotation, cellular component: COPI vesicle coat. The transcript is spliced from 2 exons. The record is from RefSeq and is a predicted model, not a curated record. Gene Ontology annotation, biological process: intra-Golgi vesicle-mediated transport; endoplasmic reticulum to Golgi vesicle-mediated transport; intracellular protein transport. Bases 232 to 462 code for a protein of 76 amino acids.